Messenger RNA from Zerene cesonia (dogface butterfly), 2061 nucleotides. RefSeq names its product serine/threonine-protein phosphatase PP2A 65 kDa regulatory subunit (gene Pp2A-29B). Bases 158 to 1930 code for a protein of 590 amino acids. Gene Ontology annotation, cellular component: protein phosphatase type 2A complex; cytoplasm. The record is from RefSeq and is a predicted model, not a curated record. Gene Ontology annotation, biological process: protein dephosphorylation. Lineage: Eukaryota; Metazoa; Arthropoda; Insecta; Lepidoptera; Pieridae. Gene Ontology annotation, molecular function: protein phosphatase regulator activity; protein binding. The transcript is spliced from 6 exons.
UCUAUAGCCUCUUCUCUAUGCCAUCGACAAAACAGGCUUCCAUUUUGCUGUUGAAGGCGUAAGAAUUAAACAAAAAUAACGAAACAAAUAUAACAAAUUGCAGUGAUAUUCUAUACGUGGUUUGAAAAUAGAUCAUAAAACGCAGUAACAGUUAAAUAUGGCAGCCAGUGAUUCCGGGACGGAUGAGUCACUUUACCCCAUUGCGGUUCUAAUUGACGAGCUUAAAAACGAGGAUGUGCAAUUGCGUUUGAAUUCUAUAAAGAAGCUGUCGACUAUCGCCCUCGCCCUUGGGGUAGAAAGAACUCGGUCUGAACUCAUCCCCUUUCUCACUGAAACAAUCUACGAUGAGGAUGAAGUUCUAUUGGCUUUAGCUGAACAGCUAGGCAACUUCAUCAGUCUGGUGGGUGGUGGAGAGUUUGCACACUGUCUCCUUCCGCCCCUUGAGUCCCUGGCAACAGUUGAAGAGACUGUGGUCCGUGACAAGGCAGUAGCAUCGCUCCGUGCAGUGGCCGCGCACCACUCACCACAGGCUCUCGAGCAGCAUUUUGUGCCGUUGGUUCAGCGAUUGGCUGGUGGGGAUUGGUUUACAUCGAGGGCUUCAGCAUGCGGUUUGUUCAGCGUGUGCUACGGGCGCGUGUCGGUGCCGGUGAAGGCGGAGCUGCGCGAGCACUUCCGCACGCUGUGCCAGGACGACACGCCGAUGGUGCGGCGCGCGGCCGCUUACAAGCUCGGCGAGUUCGCGCGCGUCGUCGAGGUGGAGUACGUCAAGAGCGACCUCAUACCGAUGUUCGUCAACCUCGCGCAGGACGAGCAGGACUCAGUGCGGCUGCUGGCGGCGGAGGCGUGCGCGGUGGUGGCCGGCCUGCUGCCGCCCGAGGACAUGGAGCAGCUGGUCAUGCCGACCGUGCGCGCGCGCGCCGGCGACACCUCCUGGCGCGUGCGCUACAUGGUCGCCGACAAGUUUGUAGAGCUGCAACAGGCGGUUGGUCCCGAACUAGCUCGUCUAGACUUAGCACAGAUCUUCCAGGCUUUACUAAAGGACACUGAGGCUGAAGUUAGGGCUGCUGCAGCUGGAAAGGUAAAAGAUUUCUGCAUGAACCUCGACAAAGCGCACCAAGAGCACAUCAUCAUGAACAUGAUAUUGCCCCAGAUCAAGGAUUUGGUCUGCGACCCAAACCAGCAUGUGAAGUCUGCUCUAGCCUCAGUUAUCAUGGGACUGAGCCCAAUUGUGGGACGCCAGAACACCAUCGAACACCUCCUGCCCCUAUUCCUCACCCAACUUAAAGACGAGUGCCCGGAAGUCAGACUGAACAUCAUUUCUAACCUUGAGUGUGUUAAUGAAGUUAUCGGAAUACAGCAAUUAGUGCAAUCGCUCCUACCAGCCAUAGUGGAACUCUCCGAAGACACAAAGUGGAGGGUUCGUCUCGCUAUCAUAGAACACAUGCCGCUGUUAGCUGGUCAGUUAGGUCAAGAGUUCUUCGAUGAGAGGCUCACGGGCAUUUGCCUGACGUGGCUGUUUGAUCAUGUCUAUGCUAUUCGGGAAGCUGCCACAUUGAAUUUGAAGAAACUAGUGGAGCAAUACGGCUCGGAGUGGGCGGACAACAACGUCAUACCGAAGGUGUUGGCCAUGUCUCGCGAACAGAACUAUCUGCACCGAAUGACCUACCUGUUCUGCAUCAACGUGCUCGCAGAAGUGUGCGACAAGGACAUAACGACCAGGGUUCUGCUGCCCUCAGUGCUGGCUAUGGCCGAUGACAAUGUUGCCAACGUGAGGUUCAACGUGGCGAAGACGUUGCAAAAAAUGGCGCCAUUCUUAGACCCGGCUGUCAUCCAGCCCCAAGUGAAACCGGUGUUGGAGAAAUUAAACGUGGAUCCUGAUGUGGACGUGAAAUAUUUCGCUUCGGAAGCCAUUGUGGGCAUCGCCGGCUAAUUAAGUGUUUACUAGUAUUUAUUCCAAUAAUCUGAUGAACGUGGUUAUUUCAUUCCAGUGUUGAGAUCCACAUAGAUGCGGCAUUUAUUGCACUCGUAACAUUGUAAUAAUAAUAAAUAAAUUUAAACGCC